UUUACUCGCACAUGCAGAACGAUUCAAUUAGAAUAGAUAAGUAGCACACCUGUUUCUUUACAUCUGUUCACUGUGUUCUAAACUGUAGAACACGAUGUAAAUUUCAAAAAAGAAAUCGAAUACAAAGAAAAUUUCAAAAUUAAUGUUUAGAUUCUAAACGAUAAUUUUGAACUUUUGUAUGUAUUCCAUUUCUUUUUUGAAAGAGUCGCUAUUGAGAAUUUCAUUAGAAAAUUCGUCUUAUACAAGACAUAAACGCAUUUUUCGACUAAAAAGUAUAAAACUUAUCCCAAAAUCUGAGUUUAUUAUUGAUCAAUUCAUAUUAAAAGAUAAUGUCAUCUAAACGACCUCUAAAUAGAUUCAAAGAUAUCGCAAAGUUCGUAAUGCAUAACAGAGACGUCCCACAUUUGUUUGAAACAACGUCAAUAAGAGGAACCGAAGAGUCAUCACCUAGUCAUGUAGUUAGAGAUUUGGAUCCAAAAGUAUACAGUCGACCUAUAGAAGUUACACGUGGAUCUAUCUCUGGUGUUGUCAGACAAUUAAUGACAAAAGAAAGUGCUCUGAGGACCAAAAAGGAUAUUGGCAUGAUCGUGGGUACGAUAAGAAAAAUGCCUUUCUUUGGGAAGUUGGAUCAAGAUCUCCUUGAAAAACUUGCACGUGUGAUAUAUUAUCAAUCUCUUGAAAAGGGAAGAGUUAUUAUCAAAGAAGGGCAAAUUCCUGUUUAUAUGUAUUAUAUCGUAGAUGGACAAGUUUCUGUCUCAUAUUCAGAAAGACAUCCAAUCACAGAUCAAGUUAAAGAAAUAGAAUUUACUGAACUUGAUAAAGGUUCUUAUUUUGGAGAAAUCAGUUUAAUGCAUAAAACAAAAAGAGAACUCACAUUUACGUGUAAAGUGCCAUGCCAAUUUUUUGUUAUAGAAGAUGAUGAUUUUAAUGAGCUAUUAAGAGAUAUAAUAUACAUUGAUGUAGUUGAGAAAAGAAAGCACUUGGUUAACAUGCCAGCAUUCGAUGAUAUCGAAUGGAAUGAGAAACAAUUGAAAAUUAUAAGUACAUUCACAAAAAUUGUUUCAUUCCCAAAAGAAAGGGUCAUCGUUGGUGGAAUCGAAGAACAGCCAAGGGAUGUUUAUUUUGUAAUUUCAGGAAGUUGCAAAUUCGUACGCGCUGUGAAAUAUAUAAUCAAAACUGAUGAACAUAGAAAAACACGAUAUUUGGCAUUUAAUGAAAAGGAUGUUUCAAGUACAUGCCAGAAAAAAUAUCAUAAAGUUUUGUUAGAAAUCUGCGUUGUGAAACAUGGAAGUUAUUUUGGAGUAGGUGAAGAUAUGUCUAAAACAUAUUUACUUGCAAUGGAUAAUGUAGCGUGUCUAUUAAUUCCAAGGAGCAUAAUGUUAAAAUAUGGCUUGAGAAAAUACAUGGAAAAGUUAUGCAAGAUACAUAACAGAAUAUAUCCAUUAGAACAAAGAGUAUUAGACUUAUAUUUUGAAAAGAAGAAAUUAGAAAAGUUUCUAAAAAAUAUUGUUAAAAAAACUUUAUUAAGACAAAAAAUGAAAUAGUUUACAGUACGAGUCUUUAAC
Molecule: messenger RNA, 1565 nt
Organism: Centruroides sculpturatus (bark scorpion)
Lineage: Eukaryota; Metazoa; Arthropoda; Arachnida; Scorpiones; Buthidae
Exons: 6
Coding region: 330-1544 (404 amino acids)
Source: RefSeq, a predicted model, not a curated record